Loa loa (African eye worm) is the source of this 4089-nucleotide messenger RNA. RefSeq names its product leucine Rich Repeat family protein. The transcript has 24 exons. The coding region runs from base 67 to 4068 and encodes 1333 amino acids. Lineage: Eukaryota; Metazoa; Nematoda; Chromadorea; Rhabditida; Onchocercidae. The record is from RefSeq and is a predicted model, not a curated record. Gene Ontology annotation, molecular function: protein binding.
AAUUUCAGGAUCUUCCUUCAAAAUAUGAAUUAUUUUUGAAAUUGGAACACAACUUGUCAAUCAAUCAUGCCAAAGAAGAAACGCAGAGGAAAUGAGUACAUCCAAGAAUUAGAAAGACAACUACAGAAAUCAGUGAAGCAUCAAGAUGACCGAAAAGUAUGCGAUUUUUGUGUGGAACUUGGUGAUGAGUACCGACGAAUCGGUAGUUUGCACGAUGCAUUAAGUUAUUAUCAAAAGAGUGUGCAACUUGCUGAAAAAUUAAAAAUUUAUGAAAAUGCUGUUUUUGCUCACCGAGCCAUCGCGGAAAUCCUCGUUGAUCCGGGUAUCCAAAAAAAUACCAAGGCUUUAGAGCAUGGGAAAAAAUAUCUGGAAGCAGCUAGUAGGUCUGGAAAAAUUCACUUUAUCCAACUUGCAUAUCACGUGCUUGGCUGGCUUCAUCUACAAAUCUAUCUGAAUUCGAAUGCAAAGCAGGAAUCUUUACUAGAAAAAGCUAAACAGUGGUGUGAAAAGAGUCUUGUUUAUUUAUCAAAGCAUGCCUUAGAUAUUGAUUGCGAUAAAGACGCGGUACGAAUGGGGGAAGAUUCGAGGUCAAGGAAAGCUCGGUUACAGCAAGUGCUUUCACAAAUAUGUGAUAAGAUGAAUUUACAAAAUUUAUCAUUACGUUACCACAAUGCAGCAAUGGCUUAUGCAACGCGUGCUGGUGAUCACGACUUGCAAUACCGCUGUUUACUUUCAAAAAUGAAUUUUUCUGGCGAUCAACGUUUGAAAACAGCUAUUGAGCUAGUUCAUGUAGCUGCUAAUUUAGAUCAGCAAGCAUCCUUUGAAGCGAAAUUCAUUUUAGCUCAGGAGAAAAUUAGAGCGAAAGAUUUUGUUGGUGCAAAGUGGGAUCUGAUUUCAAUGUUAGCUUCCAAAGGGCAUGAAAAAUUGGAUGCUGAGGAGCAAAGAUCUUUUUAUCAAACAUUGAUAACAGUCUACAAAACGAUUGAGCGAUUGAGAAUGCUGCCAAAUGCCGAUGAGCGUCUCAAGAUGAAGAUCAAUGAGAAAGUUGCAGAUAGCUUGUAUGAAACAGGAUUUUGUGAAAUAUCGCUUGAAUAUUACAAGCAGAUGUUAACUUAUGCUUGGCAAACAGAGGAUAAAAUUAAAGCUUUGGUAUCUGUAGCAGAAACAGCCAAGGAGUUAGAUCGUUACGAAGAGGCAUUUAAUUGCUUUACUGAAGUUGAAAAUCUUGAAAACACUUUGAAUAUAUGCAGUGCUAAGAAAGCGGAUACAAGUCUUUGUAUUGCUAAUGUUGCUGCUAAUAUUCAUUCUUUUACACCAAAGGAAGUUUUGGAAUUCUUCCGGAAAUCCGAAUGUCUUGCUAUCUACAACCAUCAGAAAAAAACCUUGUAUGAGAACAUGGUAGCAUAUAUGGAUAAAAAUGAUGUAGGCGAAGAUUUGCGUGUAGAAAUUGAAGCAAAACUUGUCUGCCUCAGUAAUGAUCCAGAAGACGAUGAUAGGAAAUCGGAAAGUGAUGAGGGAAAUGACGAAAACUUCGUCGAUGAAUGGGAUGACCUGAGUGAUACACAAAUUUUGGCUCGUUGUCAUGAGGAAGCGAAUCGUCAUAGUAUGGAAGAGCGCAUUCGAUCCGAGAAAGAUAAGAAAAUCAAUUUAUAUGGUGAAACACGGAUGCAUGAAGCUGCUCGCGGUAGUGAUACCCACUAUUUGAAAAUGCUUAUCGAUAUGGGGUACAAUAUAAAUGCUCGCGAUGAAGGUGGCUGGACACCGUUACAUGAAGCUGUUGGAGCUUUAAAAUUUGAAAAUGUCCGAAUUUUGGUUGGACACGGUGCAAAUCUUGAUUUGCGAUCAAACGAAGGGACUUUAUCAGCUGACGGAGAGCGAACGGAUAGCGGUGGUCUAACUCCGUUAAUGGAAGCAUGUGAUCGAGGCGCCACAGCAAUCGUUGAUUUAUUACUAGGGUUUGGAGCGAACGUUGCUAUUAAAAAUUGUGACGAUUGGACAGCGCUUGAUUUUUUUCGAAACGCAAUGAAAAUGGGGAUGGUUGAAGAUGAUGUUAUGGAGGAAGCCAAACGACUUAUAUCAAUCAUGGAAACUAGGCUAAUCGAAGUGAACAUAGCAAUAAAUGCUGAGCCACCACCGAAAAAGCUCAAAUUAAAUGAUAAAACCAAACCAAAAAUACAUUCGAGUGCUGCAUCUGGAAAAAUCCUCGAUCCAAAUGUAUCAAAUUUGCAAGAAUAUCGGAAAACGAUGAAUGUUGUCGGACGUGGAACAACACAUGAUCGAAUAAAUGUUCUGCUGAAUGGAUUAGAUACUGAUGAUUUGUUUGAUGAAGAUGAAGAGGAUGAAAUAUGGCAUACAAGACAUUCAUCGCCAACGCUGGAUGAUGCACUUAUCGGCGUUGAUGAUUUCACUGGAUUUCCUUCUCCUCAUCGGGCUUCAUCUUCGUUUUCAACCAGUUCUUUGCCUCCAUUAUUAAACAAACAGAGAAUUGCGAGGACUGAAAGUGCGAAAAAGGCUCCUCAAGUGACGAAAAAUUUUUCGACUGAUUUUUGUGAUGAAUUGUCGCAUCGUUCUGGUUCUACUUUAUUACCUGAACCUUUUGUCACUCCAGAAUUGGGGCAAAACAAAAGAAGCCGGUUAAGAGUAAAGAGAAAUAUCGAGGAAGAUUCAGAUGAUGAUAUAGUAAUCUCAUGUCCAGUGGUACGAAAAACACAAGCUGGAAACAUUUCAAAUAUCGAAUUACAACCUUCUAAAUGUUGCAGCAUGGGAAACGCAGGUGUUUUUAGCAAUCUGCAAGAAUCCAAAACACCGUCAUCAUCAUCUUUUGUGUCAUCAAGCAUUAAAAAUCAAAUUUUUAUCAAGAUUAUAAUGAUGAAGGAUGAUGGUGCACAUCUGAAGACUAAAGGGAUGCCCUUUGCAAGUUCUUGCUUCAUAGGCGAUAUCCGAAAACGUUGUAAAGAAGAACUAAAAGGUGAUGUGGAAUAUACAUCGAUGAUAAUAUGUCACGAUGAUUGCGAACUAUCAGAUGAUACACCAAUUGAAUUGGUAUUAGCAGAUGACAAAACAUUGAAAUGUAUCAUAAGUGGUUGGGCAAAACCGUCCGCUGCUCAAAUUUAUGCAAAACGAACGAAAAGAUUAAUGGCAAAUGUGUUACAUGCAUUUGUGGAAAGUACGAGUGGCUCAUUGGAUUUACGUGAAAUGAAUAUUGGUCAAGAUGAUGCCGUCUGCUCAGCUGUUGAAGUUUUGCAAUCAAAUCUACUAGAACUUUAUCUGGAUGGCAAUUCACUAUCAACUUCGUUUAUUGAUUUGGUUUCAAAAAUCCUUCGACAUCUCACAUUAUUGAACUUACCUUGCUGUGCAUUGAAAAGUAAGCACCUUCGAGAAUUGAUUGGUGAUUAUUCUGUUUGUGAUGCAUUGACCAAGCUAGAUUUGAGUUAUAAUAAUCUCAGUGAUAAUGGUUCCGAUCAUCUGGCCACUUUUAUUAGCUUGUGUCCGAAUCUUAUUGAUCUUAAACUUGUUUCUUGUAAUAUAAGCCGAAGCGCUACGAAUUGUCUAAUACUACAGAUUAAAAAAAUAAUUUCAUUGGAAUUGCUGGAUUUAAGUUUCAACUCGGAAAUUAAUUCGAAUCACGCUUCAGAAAUAAUUCAAGCUUGUAAAAGCUUAAAAUAUUUAGAUCUCUCAUGUACAGCUGUAUCCAAGAUAGAUAUUUUGCCAGGAGAGGAGAAGAAAUUAGAAGUAUUGAAAUUACCUCUCAAUAGUUUACAUAAUCCGGAUUAUAUAAUACAAUGGUCUUUGACAUGCUGUCCAAAUAUGCUGUUGCUGGAUUUGUCUGCAACAACAGUCGUUCCUUCGGUCGUCGAACUUUGUCUCAAGAUUAAAGCUAAUAAGAUGCCUUUCACAACAGUUUUCCUGGCUGAUUGCAGUUUGCUUGAAGCAAACCCAGAAGAAAUAGUUGAUAUACUUAAAGCAGCCUUAAUUACAAGCAGUACUGUAAGAUUUCAAUUUAGCAAUAAAUUUCGUCGGAAAAUUGAAGAAUUGCUUCCGGAUUCAUAUAAAUUUUGUUUGAAAUAAUCGCACUGUAUAUAUAAAUGC